This is a messenger RNA of Cucurbita maxima (winter squash), 2296 nucleotides long. RefSeq names its product G-type lectin S-receptor-like serine/threonine-protein kinase SD1-13. Gene Ontology annotation, biological process: protein phosphorylation. NCBI's taxonomy places the organism in Eukaryota, Viridiplantae, Streptophyta, Magnoliopsida, Cucurbitales, Cucurbitaceae. Gene Ontology annotation, molecular function: ATP binding; protein serine/threonine kinase activity. The record is from RefSeq and is a predicted model, not a curated record.
UAUAAAAAAACAUAAUCUUCAACUCUUACUUAAAAAAAAAACAAGAAAGCGACUAGAACGAGCUGAAUUGGAUGACUUUGAGAGGUUGACAACCUCCCCGAGUCUGUUUUUUACAGACUAAUUUUCCACCCAGUUUAAGUUCAAUAACUAUGAUGAUAGAGAGAUCCAUGGCGACCAGAAAGAUCAGCUCGAGAUUUUCAUAUCGUCACAGUCGUCAUCGUCUUCUUCUUCUUCUUCUUCUUCUCUCAUUUACUUGCUUCGCUUCAAGAUUUGGUUAUGGCAAAGAUACGAUCACAUCAACAAGUUUCAUCAAAGACCAAGCUACCAUAACAUCCAAUGGAAGCUCCUUCGAGCUGGGCUUCUUCUCACCACUCAAUUCAACCGCCCGAUAUGUCGGAAUUUGGUACACCAAAAUCCCCUUGCAAACUGUCGUAUGGGUAGCUAAUGCAAACAACCCUCUGAAUCAUACUUCGGGGAUUUUCACGAUUUCCAAGGAUGGGAAUCUUGUCGUGUUGGAUCAAAACGACACCGUCCUCUGGUCUUCAAACAUUUCAUCCUCUUCUUCAACAACAACAAGCAUAGAUUCAAUCGCCCGAAUUUUGGAUUCAGGCAACCUCGUUUUGGAAAAUUCAACUUCUGGGAAGAUCAUAUGGGAGAGUUUCAAAAACCCAUCUAAUAAAUUCUUGACUUCCAUGAAAGUCAUCACGAACACAAGAACCAAAGAGAAGGUCAAGAUUCCUCAUGAGGAGGAGUGGAAGCAAGGAGAUUGGAGUGGUGGAUGUGUUAAGAGGAUGCCAUUGCAAUGUAAGAGGUUGAACAAUGGUAGUGUUCAAGAAGAUGGGUUUCAGAAAGUUGAAAGGGUUAAAGUGCCUUACUUUGCUGAAUGGUCUACUCUUUCUAUUCAGAAUUGUUCGUGUAACGCUAUUGCUUAUGAAGAUGGUCUUCGUUGUAUGCAAUGGAGAAGGGAGGAGUUAAUUGAUAUGCAAAAGUUUGAGAUUGGUGGAGCUGAUCUUUACAUACGAAUGGCUUAUGGAGAAUUAGAUCAUCCAAAUAAUGUAAAUAACAAAAAAGGAACUAUUACAGCAAUCGUGCUACCGACGACCUUUAUCAUCUUCAUAAUUGCCGUAUUUGUUUGGUGUAAAUGGAAGACUUACAACCAAGGCCAACAAAAGGGUUCGAAACUUACAAGGGAGGAUGACAUGAUUGGGAAUGAUAUCAAACUUGAAGAGGUACCCUUUUAUGAUAUUGAGAAGCUCGCAAUUGCUACCAACAAUUUUGCUCUUAGCAACAAGCUUGGGCAAGGUGGCUUUGGUCCUGUCUAUAAGGAAAAAUUCUUAAAUGGACAAGAAAUAGCUGUAAAGAGGCUAUCGAGAGCCUCCAACCAAGGGUACGAAGAAUUUAUGAAUGAAGUGAAGGUGAUUUCUAAGCUACAACAUAGAAAUCUUGUACGCCUCUUUGGUUGUUGCAUCGAUGGAGAAGAAAAGAUGUUGAUUUAUGAGUACAUGCCCCCUAGCUUGGAUGCGUUAAUUUUUGGCUCUCGAAAACAAGAACUUUUGGAUUGGUGGAAGAGAUUCAAUAUUAUCGACGGAAUUGCUUGAGGUCUCCUUUAUCUUCAUAGGGAUUCAAGAUUGAAAAUCAUUCAUAGAGAUUUGAAAGCAAGUAAUAUAUUACUAGACAAAGACUUAAACCCUAAAAUUUCAGACUUCGGUAUGGCAAGAAUUUUUUGUGACAACAAAGUUCAGGCUAACACCAUAAGAGUCGUUGGAACUUAUGGAUAUAUGUCUCCGGAGUAUGCAAUGCAAGGUCAUUUUUCAGAGAAAACAGAUGUAUUUAGCUUUGGAGUGUUAUUGCUCGAAAUUAUGAGUGGAAGAAAAAAUACCGAUUUCUACAACCAUGAAUAUGCCAUAAGCUUAUUGGGAUUCGCAUGGAAGCUGUGGUUGGAAAGCAACCUUGUUCCUGUGAUUGAACCGACAAUAUGAUUGUGCUACCAUCAAGAAAUUUUGAGAUGCAUUCAUGUAGGGCUCUUAUGCGUUCAAGAAUUUAUAAAAGAUAGACCAAACGUCUCCACGGUUAUUUCAAUGCUCAAUAGUGAAAUGGUAAAUCUUCCUUCUCUAAAGCAACCUGGCUUUGUUGGCAGACCAAAUGAAGGCAACACGGACUCAUCUCAACAAAAUUUAGAUACCUAUUCGGUAAACAAUGUGACACUUACCACAAUUAUAGCAAGAUAGUGCAUUGGGUAGAAAAACCAAUUUGUUUUAAUGGUCUUAUAUAGGAAGAACAAUAGAUGUUGUACCAA